Molecule: messenger RNA, 2510 nt
Organism: Phialemonium atrogriseum
Lineage: Eukaryota; Fungi; Ascomycota; Sordariomycetes; Cephalothecales; Cephalothecaceae
Product: ankyrin repeat-containing domain protein
Exons: 2
Coding region: 296-2173 (625 amino acids)
Biological process (GO): protein localization to ciliary inversin compartment
Cellular component (GO): ciliary inversin compartment
Molecular function (GO): protein binding
Source: RefSeq, a predicted model, not a curated record
CCCACCUACACAUGCCAUGCUGUGCGCUAUGCUAGCAAUGUAUGUGCUAAAGUCACAAAUAGCGCCGCGAUAAGCUUACAUAACAGAUUAAAAUGCUCCCCGAAUCUCGCCCUUGGUCAUUUCCUUCUUCGUGAGCGGGCCGGUGCUGCUGCUGCUUUAACGUAGCAAUGACAGUAACGGACAGGGCUGCUGAUGGGUGCGCUUAUUGACUGCCUCGCAAGGGGGCCGGCCCGUGCUUGUGAGGUAUAUAUAUUUGACAUGACCCUCCGCGACCUCCCCUCCGCUUCUGCCAAAAAUGACCAGCAGCACCAUGGGUGUCUCCUCGCCCCAGUAUUCCGAGUUUACCCCUGACGGGUGGAUAUCCGAAUUGGAUUACUCUUACCUCGGACUUUUCCAUCUCAGGCGCGUCCUUGAGCUGAACGACGUCGAGGCUCUUCGCGAAUUUAUCGCCUUGAAGCCGAGGCUUUUGACCUGGGACGACCCACAGUAUUACCUCCCAACUCCCACCGUGUAUGCUGCCGAGGUGGGCUGCAACGACGUCCUAAAAGUCCUCCUUGAAUACCAAUCGACUCUCUCACCAUCUGAACUUACGCAGGAGCCUACAAAUUUUGACCGCCUGUAUUUGAUCCCCUUGCAUGCUGCCUGUCGCCAUGGCCAUACAAGCACUGUGCAGUUUCUGUUGAGCUUCGAGCCUCUAACGGACAUUGAGGAACGAGAUGCUGGCGAUGGCAUGACGCCGCUGCGGUGUGCGCUAAGUGCAGCACCCGCACUAUGCAAGCAGAGCAAGCAGAUUGUGCGCCUGCUUCUAACCCGAGGCGCAGAUGCAGCAGCUGUCUAUCAAUACGGUUUAUACAUUCCUAGCGCUCGAGGUAACACCUUGACGCUAGCUGCGUCGUCGGCAGAUGCCGAGGUCAUCAAGUGGCUGAUCGAAGCGGGAGCCAAUGUGAACGCCAGAGCAGCCCAUAUAGGGGAAGGCUAUGAUCUGACCCCGCUUCACAGAGGUUGCUUACAUCACAAUAUUCCUGCAGUCCAGGCGCUUCUUGACCUUGGCGCGCGGUCUGGUAUUGCCGCAGUAGAUGGCCAGGGCCAGUUGCCUCUCCAUUCAGCCGUUGUUGGGGGCUCUGUCGAGAUGGUGGCCCUGCUACUCGCCGACGAGCAGGCCCGGCAAACAACCAUCAACGCCAAGGACCACAGCGGCCGCACGCCACUCCACCUAGCCGCUGCCGGUGGCUCCCUAGAGAUUGUGACCCUCCUCCUCGCUGAGGAUACAGCCCUGCAGGCAACCAUCAUUGCCAAGGACAACAGCGGCUACACGCCGCUCCACUCAGCUGUUGCCGGGGGCUUCGUUGAGAUCAUGGGACUCUUGCUCGCCCGCGACGAGGCCCACCACAUAACUGUCAACACGAAAGACAACAACGAUCGCACACCGCUCCACCUAGCUGCCCGCUUCGACCGCCUUCAGCUGAUGCGCGCUCUGCUUGACAGCGGCGCCAACCCUUCGCUUCGUGACACCCAAGGCCGCACGCCGCUGCACACCCUCUGCGACCGCUCUGAAUUGUCCAGGGUGUCCGAUUUGCCCGCAUUCGACAGCAAUUCCAACACUGCGCUCAUCCGCCGCCUGAUCGCAGCCGAUCCCCACGAGACCACCAGCAGCAGCAACACCAGCGCCACCAGCGCCACCGGCCCCAACAUCAUCAUCAACAUCGACUCGCCCGACAACGACGGCAACACGCCCCUUCACCUCGCCGCGCGCCACCGGCACGAACAUGUCGUCACGGCGCUGACGCGCCUUGGCGCCCGUGGCGACGCCCGCAAUAACGCUGGCCAGACGCCGUGCCACCUGGCGGCGACAAUUGACCUGCAGCAGAGGGAUAGCGGCGGGCUGCCAGAGCUACUCGCGAGGCAGGGCCGUGUCAUGGCGCUGCUGGUGGGGGCGGGGGGCGAUCUGGAUGCACGCAAGGAUGGAGAUGGGGAGGGGGAGGGGGAGACCGCACGAGAGAGGAUGGAGCGGGAUGGGGCGGAGGCGCGGGCCAAGUAUAAGUUGCAUACGAGGAUGGAUGCGCUGAGAAGGGCUGAGGAGCCUGAGCAUAAGAGGAUUGACGCUCUGCCGACUGCGGAUCAGGAGGCGGCGCUGCAUUCCUUCCUUACAAGCAUCCUCCUGAAUCUCACUUGAGGCAAUGAGACUUGCUAUUGCCCAGCGGAGAUAAUCCAGGGACUUGCUUCGAUGCUGGUCGUUGAGCGUAUUACAGAUUGAAUGAUUUAUGCCUAACCCUGACACGGCUCCCAUUGUGUCCAGGUUGUAGCCCCAGGAAACCGGUGCGUCAUAAACCCAUGCCCAUGCCCAUUCCCUCAUAUCUCAUCGCUCCCCGUCUCCAGAAGUCUCCGACCCGGGCCUUUAGGACAUAUACCGCACCCCUAUUUCCUUGGGACUCCGGCCCCAUUCGUUGACGGUUGUCGUCUUAGCCCCUGCCUUAUCGGUUUCUUCCCCUUCUGCGACGCCUCAUUCUCAG